AUGUUCAACCAAUUAAACAACAGACCUGAGAAGCACACUAAUCAUACUCAAAGUGAAUGGAGCAUAUAUUUACUCUCUUGCAUGUGGUGAUGGCCAUUAUAAAUUUUUCCAGAACAAAUGGAACAUUCUGUAGUAUGCAGGGAGAGCUUGUAUACCCACAACUGUCGAAGGAAGGGGAUAUCACGAUUGGAGCAAUUUUUCCCUUCCACAGCAUAUGGGAGAUUACUGAUUUGUCCUACUCUGUCAGACCACCUCCAGUAAAGUGCAUGAGUCUUGAUUUCAGAGCCUUCCAGUUUUCACAGACCCUGAUUUAUGCAAUAGAGGAGAUCAACAACAGCUCUUCUUUGCUGCCUGGUGUCUCACUGGGCUACAAGAUCUAUGACACCUGCAGCUCCACAGCAAUGGGGGUUAGAGCGGUCAUGGCACUUGUCAAUGGGAAUGAGAACUUAGAUUUGAAUGAGCCAUGCACAAAACCAACUGAGGUACAAGCCAUGAUUGGCGAGACAUACUCAGCAGUAUCAAUGGCUAUUGCAAACAGUAUCGGACCACUCAGUGUUCCCAUUAUCAGUCACUAUUCCACCUGUGAGUGUCUCAGUGACAAAAGGAAAUAUCCCUCAUUUCUGCGCACUAUUCCCAGUGACUAUUUUCAGAGCAGAGCACUGGCAGAGAUGGUGAAACACUUUGGCUGGACAUGGGUGGGAGCAAUCAGAAGAGAUGAUGAUUAUGGUAACAGCGGAAUGGCUGCAUUUACUGAAGCAGCAAGUGAAUUAGGCAUAUGCCUGGAAUAUUCCCUCCCAUUCUUCAGAACCUACUCACAAGAAAAAGUCCUGAGAAUAAUUCAGCAGAUUAAAAGCUCCACUUCUCGAGUGAUUAUUGGAUUUCUUGACACAUGGGACCUGGAGAUGUUGGUGCAUGUGUUUUUUGAACACAACAUCACUGGAUACCAGUGGGUGGGAACUGAGGCCUGGAUAUUUGAUCCAGAACUGGCCAAACUGGAUAGGUUCAACAUACUGCAAGGAGCUAUAGGAAUGGCUAUCUCUGAAACAACAGUAACAGGUCUACAGGACUUCAUUCUGGAUGUACAGCCACUAAAAUCUGCAGGAAAUGCUGCAUUUACUGAAUUUUGGGAGGCAAUGUUUCAGUGUACAUUUACAAUUGAAAAUGACUAUAGAAAUACAACAAUAUGCACAGGAAAAGAGAAACUGUCUGAAGUGGAAAACACAUUUACUGACAUGUCCCUGAUGCCCAUUUUCAGUAAUGUGUAUAAAGGAGUUUAUGCUGUUGCUCACGCCCUCCAUCACCUUCUUGGGUGUACAAAGACAUGCCCCACAAAAAAGCAGCCUGAUCCUUUUACUUUUUUAGAACAUCUCAAAAGGGUGCAUUUCAAAACCAAAGAGGGUGAAGAAGUGUAUUUUGAUGCAAAUGGUGAUCCUGCUGCAAAAUAUGAAAUCAUAAACUGGCAGACAACCAAAGAGCAUCAAUAUGAGUUUAUCGCUGUUGGACUUUAUGACUCUUCAUUUCCUCCAAAUGAUCGAUUAGCAGUAAACCUGAAUUCUAUUGUUUGGGCACAAAAUAGCAAUCAGAUGCCGAGAUCAGUGUGCAGUGAGAGCUGCCCUUCAGGCACCAGGAAAGCUGUACAGAAAGGAAAGCCGAUCUGCUGCUUUGACUGCAUACCAUGUGCAGAAGGAGAAAUCAGUAAUACUACAGAUUCAAUUGAAUGUGAACAAUGCAACCAAGACUACUGGUCAAAUACACGCAGAGAUGAGUGUGUGAAGAAAGAAAUUGAAUUCCUGUCCUAUGAGGAAACUAUGGGCAUUUUGUUAACAGUGGUUUCAAUUAUUGGGGCUUUAACAACUAUUAUAAUAGCAAUCAUAUUUUUUAAGUACAAAGACACUCCAAUAGUCAAAGCCAACAACUCAGAGCUGAGCUUCUUGCUGCUCUUCUCACUGACUCUGUGUUUCCUCUGUUCACUUACUUUCAUUGGUCAGCCAUCUGAGUGGUCCUGUGUGCUGCGCCACACAAUGUUCGGGAUCAUUUUUGUCCUCUGCAUCUCCUGUGUUCUGGGGAAAACAAUAGUGGUGUUAAUGGCCUUCAGAGCUACACUUCCAGGCAGUAAUGCUAUGAAAUGGUUCGGGCCUCCACAGCAGAGACUCAGUGUUCUUUCUCUCACUCUCAUACAGGUUCUAAUUUGUGUGAUUUGGUUAGCAACAUCCCCUCCAUUCCCUUUCAAAAAUCUAAAACGUUAUAAAGAAAAGAUCAUUCUAGAAUGUCACUUAGGAUCAAAUGUAGGUUUCUGGGCUGUGCUGGGUUAUAUUGGACUCUUGGCUCUAUUUUGUUUCAUUUUAGCUUUUCUGGCUCGGAAACUUCCUGAUAACUUUAAUGAAGCCAAAUUCAUCACAUUCAGCAUGCUCAUAUUCUGUGCAGUCUGGAUCACCUUCAUCCCAGCUUAUGUCAGCUCUCCUGGAAAGUUCACAGUAGCUGUGGAGAUAUUUGCUAUUUUGGCCUCAAGUUUUGGUUUACUGUUCUGUAUUUUCCUACCAAAAUGUUACAUUAUCAUAUUAAAACCCGAGAAGAACACUAAAAAGCAAAUGAUGGGAAAAGUUGCAGUUAAGUAAAGUAGGACUUUACAUAUUUUUUUAAAUAUCCUACACUAAUUAGUAAUAAAUAAAUGUAUUCACAAUAUUCUAA
This is a messenger RNA of Astyanax mexicanus (Mexican tetra), 2688 nucleotides long. RefSeq names its product extracellular calcium-sensing receptor-like. The coding region runs from base 57 to 2615 and encodes 852 amino acids. Gene Ontology annotation, molecular function: G protein-coupled receptor activity. Gene Ontology annotation, cellular component: membrane. Gene Ontology annotation, biological process: G protein-coupled receptor signaling pathway. The transcript is spliced from 6 exons. Lineage: Eukaryota; Metazoa; Chordata; Actinopteri; Characiformes; Acestrorhamphidae. The record is from RefSeq and is a predicted model, not a curated record.